This is a messenger RNA of Brassica rapa (field mustard), 2990 nucleotides long. Its product is annotated as GATA transcription factor 3. Gene Ontology annotation, molecular function: sequence-specific DNA binding; zinc ion binding. Lineage: Eukaryota; Viridiplantae; Streptophyta; Magnoliopsida; Brassicales; Brassicaceae. Gene Ontology annotation, cellular component: nucleus. Gene Ontology annotation, biological process: positive regulation of DNA-templated transcription; cell differentiation. The record is from RefSeq and is a predicted model, not a curated record.
AAUUUGUAUAAAGAAGUAUACGAAUAUAAGUAUAACACCACCACCCAAAGUUGGCAAAAAAAAAAUCAGUACCAAACUAAGUGAUCGUAACUACUCGUUCAUAAAACCAAAAAAAAAAGAUUCCAAAUUAGGACACCUCAGUUUUAAUAAGAUUCUGACUUAAUAUUUGGCGAUGAUUAUAUUAAUUCAGUUUCUUAAACAUAAACUAAGAAUGAAAGACUGCAUAAUUGAAAGGAAAAUACUUUAUAAUGACAUGUAUUAUUUUAUAAAAAAAAAGAUUGUUAAAGGAAGUUGGCUAUAGUGGUCGCUUUGGUGAACUCCACUCCAACGGUGGUUUGUAUCUUCUUCAUUCCCAUCACUACCACAAUCCACACUCUUCUUCUGCUUCUUCUCUUUUGCGUAGUGGUGUGUUAAAGAACUUUUUAUUGUUGAAAAAACUUAAAUUAUGUUUCCUUUAGUGAACUUUUAUAUAUGCUGUUUUGGGGUUGAAGAAGUGUUUAAAUUGAAUUUGAUUUUUAAGAACUGUGUUCUUUGAUUUAAAUUUAUAUUGUACUAUAUUAAGAAAAAAAAUUGAAAUAACAUUUCGACCGUUUUAAUAGUAAGCAGCAUUUCGUAAGAAAGUAUGGUCAACUCUUUUGACAAGAUCAAGCUAAAUUGGCAAUGAUAUAACCCUUUACAUAAUAAUUUUUAAAAUUUAAAAUAGUUAUAUUAUAAAACUCAAGAAUUCAAUCAAAGUGUAUUGAAUAAUGUGAAACGGACCUGACUUAUCAAUUUUCUGACGCAAGAUAAGCCCAAGCCAAACAUCCACGUACAGAACUCUUUGAUUUGGUCCAAAGAAAAUGAAAAAAAAAAUCAUAACGUUUUCUUCAUUUUUGUUACUUUAGGAAAAACAGAAUCUAAGAACAAGUAAUUAACUAAAUAGAGUAGCAGCAACAACCAAAGCUGCAAAUAAUAAAUUAUUUUUUAGAGAUAGCCAUACCAAUUUAUAUACUAUUUUAAUGAAUUCUUAAUAUUUACUCAAACAAACCAAAUAUAUACAAAAAAUACAAUUUAUAACAUGUUUUGUAGACAUAAUGUGAAAAUUCAGAGGCUAAAAAGAAACCAGAUACAAUACUAACACUACCUUGGGAAGAGCUUUACAGAUAAAACCAAGUUAUGGAUAUGGGCAGUAGUUUGAUGAAUGGAGCCCAGAGUAUGACGCUAAUUGUUCAGUCUUGGUUUGUUUAGUCUACGGUCAUGUGCUAAAUAGUGUAAUUACUAUAGAAAUAAAAGCGAUGGCUCAAUGGAUGAUUUUAUUUAUUAAAAAUGGAUUAGACUUAACCCUGAUUUUUAAGAAAUAAAAGGACACAUCAUCUUACACCAAAAUGAAGAGGCAAAUAAAGAAGACGCAAAGCAUUGAUUCUCCCAAACUCCAAUCCUAAGAAUCAUACAUGAAAGAAGAUUUUGUAAUAUUCCACAAACUGUAAACCAUUAAGAAAAAAAAGAGCUUUAACUUUAGGAAUUGGAAGCACAUCACACACAAAACACAAAGUCUCUGUUUCACCUUUUAACCCAUUCAAGAAUUUUCCUUUAAUUUCAGUGCCCCUCUUACUUUGCUUAUUUAUCUAUCUAUCUCUCCCCCUCUGUUUCUUCGCCUUCUCUCAGCUUUUCAUCUUUAUCAGGUAAAGAAUUAUGAUAAGCAUAUCCCUGCACAUAUCUCUCUCUUUCUAAUUUAACAAAAAAAGUUUGCAUGCGCAGACGGUUUUGUAUAUCAUAAAGUUUAGCUUUCUUUAGCUACUUUUUUGCUAUGUUAUAUGUAUGGUUCAUGGUUGUUGUAAUAUUGAGAAGUAAGACCAUGUCAAGUGUUGAAACUUAAAAGAUUUUUGUAUGUAUGUGUGUACGAAAGAAAGAAAGAAAGAGUGAAUGGAGCUGUGGACAGAAGCUAGAGCCCUAAAGGCAAGUCUAAGAGGAGAAGCUAUCAAACAUCAAGUGAUCGUGUCUGAGGAACUAAGCAGAACUUCUUCUGCUGAAGAUUUCUCCGUUGAGUGUUUCCUCGAUUUCUCAGAAGUUCAAGAAGAAGAAGAAGAACUGGUCUCUAUUUCUUCUUCACAAGAAGAACAAGAACAAGAUUGUUGUAACAAUAGUUCACAGCCUUGCAUUUUUGAUCAACUUCCUUCUUUGCCGGAUGGAGAUGUUGAAGAGCUUGAAUGGGUAUCUCGUGUAGUUGAUGAUUGUUCAUCACAAGAAGUCUCACUUCUCUUCACACAAACCCUCAAAACAAAACCAAACUUCUCAUCUCGAGUUCCGGUUAAACCAAGAACCAAACGGCCUAGGAACAGCUUAACCGGCGACAGGGUCUGGCCACUCGUUUCAACCAACCAACAUGCAGCAGGAGAGCAGCAGUGGAGGAAGAAGAAGAAACAAGAACCGGUCAUUGUGUUUCAACGAAGAUGCAGCCAUUGUGGCACAAACACCACACCUCAGUGGAGAACCGGUCCGGUCGGUCCAAAGACCUUAUGUAACGCAUGUGGAGUUCGGUUCAAGUCCGGUAGGCUAUGUCCGGAAUACAGACCGGCGGAUAGUCCGACGUUCUCUAAUGAGAUACACUCAAAUCUUCACAGGAAGGUUCUUGAAUUGAGAAAGAGUAAAGAGUUGGUUGAAGAAGAAACAGGUGAAGCUAUUACUAAAACAGACCAAGUCAAAUUUGGCAGCCAAAGUGGUAGAGAAGACUUAGGUAAAAUGUAAACCUACUUUUUUUAGCAUUAUCUCUAGUGUUGUGUAAUUUUAACAACUUGCUUCAUUACAUUGGAGGCUGUUUUGGAAUUAGUCUAUAAAAAAUGGGUUUCUCUAUAAAACAAGAUUAUGUAAUUUUUAAUGAUGUGAGAGACCACCACCACUACUUACUUAGAAUGAUUUUGGUCCAUGUAAGGUGGCAUAGUCGCAUAGACUUUUUGUAAGUAUGUGGCAAACUGUAAUAGCUAAUACUUUAUAGUUAUAUUUUGUAUAUCCUC